CAGGGUGCGUAGGUUCUUCCCAAUUCACCUGGGAGUACCACUCGGCGCACGUUAUCAAUGCUCCUCAUUUCCCGAAUCGAAAACAAUAUAAAAACACGGAACUGUUUGGUUCAUGCUAUUCCGAACGAACGAAGCCUCUCUCUUAAUGUCUCUCUCUCGAUUUCGGCUCCCGAACAGAUCAUCCAUGACGCUGUCCGUCCAAAUCCACGCCUAACCCACGUUGGUUCUUCGCGAAUCACCUCGACCAUCUCCUGAUCUCACCCCAUCUCUCAAUCUCUCCCCCACAGAUUCGCAGAUAAAUCAAGGGGGGAAUGGACGUAAAUUUCACGUGUUCCAAAGCGUUGCUAACAUGCACUGUGCGGGUACGUGCAUAAAGCCUUGGACGCUGACCGGGAAGCGAGGAACGGGGAGGGAGCGCCGGGAAAAUGUCGAAUCAGGUGAUGAAAGUCAGGAGAGAGACGAUUUUGGAAUGGAUGACAUGCCCGCUCUGCAACAAGCUCUUGAGAGACGCCACGACCAUAUCCGAAUGCCUCCAUACGUUUUGCAGGAAAUGCAUACAUAAGAAGCUUUCGGAUGAGGAACUAGAAUGCUGUCCAGUUUGCAAUAUCAGUUUAGGUUGUGUGCCACUGGAGAAGCUGAGGCCGGACCAUAACAUGCAAGAUUUGAGAGCCAAGAUCUGCCCUUUCAAAAGAAGAAAGGUGAGGGCACCUGAAGUUGCACCUUCUCUCACAUUACCCAUAAAAAGAAAGGAGAGAUCACUUUCAUCAUUGGUGGUCAGUACUCCCAGACUACCAGCACAGACUGCUAUGACAGGAAGAAGAUCAAGAGCUUUUGCAAGGAAGGCAUCUUCUUUACGAGGUUCCAGUUUUUCUGCUGAGAAAGCUGUUAAAAAAGAGGAAGUCUCUGUAGAAGAUCUUCCUGAGAGCUCUAGCUCACCUGAGACGCUGAACAAAUUUUCUCAGAAUCUAAAGCAGAGUUCUUCUAAUGCUGAGAUGCUCAGACAACCUAUGCCUGAAAAAGAAGCACGGUGUGAUACUGAGAACUGGGAUGGGAAAAUUGAUCUCUGGAAACCUUUGAACCAUUUAGUUGAAGUUGCAAGUAGGACCAAGUCUUCAAAGUAUAUUCCACAAGGUGCUGUUGGUAAACCAGAGUCACUGGAUUCUCCCGAUGGUGAAGUGCAUUUUUCCAAAUUGAAAGUUAGGCAACACGGAACAAAAUUGAGAGUCCAAAACAAAAAGGACAGUCUCCGUCUUGUCCCGCCAGAUUCAGUCACGCCCAAAAAGUUACAAAGAAUUCGUCCUAAGAAGGCAGCUCCUUCUAGGGAAUUUAGUGUUUCUCCACAAGAUGUACUAGAUGCUGUUGGUGCUAGAGGUGAAAGAAGAAUUAAUCCAAUUUGGUUCUCACUAGUGGCUUCUGAAGAUCAGGAAUGCCAUGCACCCCUGCCUCAAAUACCUGCAAAUUACUUGAGAAUAAAGUGGAAAUCAGAUGUUUGGGUCAACCAGUUGUCCCCACACUGCAACUGCACAGUUUAGUCGAUCUAUGGCUGCAGACUAGUCCAACAUCAGAAAGGGUGCGAGCAGCAAUUGGCUCCUCUGCCAAGGAUUUUGUGAUGGUGUUGACUUAUGCUCGCAAGGUUCCUCCUUCCUAGAUCAUAUAUUUCCUCCAUACUUUCUUGCGCCAGAUUCCUCAAGCAAGAAACUACAUCACCUGUAUUCCAUCAGAGGUUUCGGCCAUUUCUUAACAACUGUUACAAUUGCCAGGUCUCGAUCACAGUGCACUGCAGUAGGGUAGAUGCGUGAACCAGAAGAGCACCUUGUGAUGAAACGAACAACCUUGUUGGCUGAUGCAUCAACUUCUGAGGUCAACCACUUGUAUAUAUAUAUACACACACACAUAUGUAUGUCUGCAUUUGUUGUUCAUUUUAUGUGAAAUUUGGCAUUGUUGGCUUGUUUUUGUUGUCACAUUUUGACUCCUGUCUAGGACUGUAACUUAACAAGAACCGAAUUCUCUUUCUUGCUCGUGCAUUUGAUCAUACAUUCAUACCUAUAGAAGUGCCUUUUUCUUGUGUUGUUCAA
Diospyros lotus (date-plum) is the source of this 2075-nucleotide messenger RNA. Its product is annotated as E3 ubiquitin protein ligase DRIP2-like. The record is from RefSeq and is a predicted model, not a curated record. Bases 426 to 1532 code for a protein of 368 amino acids. The transcript is spliced from 7 exons. NCBI's taxonomy places the organism in Eukaryota, Viridiplantae, Streptophyta, Magnoliopsida, Ericales, Ebenaceae. Gene Ontology annotation, molecular function: ubiquitin-protein transferase activity.